AGGCAGUCUUAGUGACCCUGGCACGCCUGCCUGCUACAUCGGUUGUGGGUAUAAACAUUUGAGUUUGUGGUGACAGGCGCACGGAGGGCAGCCCGCGGGGUCCUGAUACACAUGGCGGCGUUGUGGCGGUGCUCGGCGGGGAGAAGGGUGACCACUCUAACCCUCAGGUGUAGCCGGGGACUGACAGCCUUGCAUUAUGAUUAUGAUUUGUUGGUGAUUGGUGGAGGCUCUGGAGGUCUUGCAUGUGCCAAAGAAGCUGCUCAACAUGAAAGGAGAGUUGCAGUGUUCGACUACGUGGAGCCAUCCCCCAAAGGCACCAAAUGGGGAAUCGGAGGCACAUGUGUAAAUGUUGGCUGCAUUCCCAAAAAACUGAUGCACCAGGCUGCUCUGCUGGGAGGUGCCCUGAAAGAUGCCCCCCAUUAUGGCUGGAAUGUACCUUCUCCAAUUCAGCAUGACUGGUCAAAAAUGGCAAAAGCUGUUCAAAAUUAUGUAAAAUCAUUAAACUGGGGACACAGAGUACAACUGCAAGAUAAGAAGGUUAAAUAUUUUAACCUGAAGGCCAGUUUUAUUGAUGAGCAUACAGUACGUGGAAUAACUAGCGCGGGAAAAGAGACAAUAGUGACUGCAAACAACAUAGUUCUAGCUACAGGAGGAAGGCCAAAAUAUCCUACAAACGUUCCUGGAGCAGUAGAACAUUGUAUAACAAGUGACGAUCUCUUUUGGCUGAAAGAAUCUCCAGGAAAAACAUUGGUAGUUGGAGCCAGCUAUGUUUCACUUGAGUGUGCAGGAUUCUUGACUGGAAUUGGACUGGAUACCACCACCAUGAUUAGGAGUAUACCUCUCAGGGGAUUUGAUCAGCAAAUGGCUUUGCUAUUGACUGAUUACAUGGAGUCCUAUGGUACAAAGUUCUUAAAAAAAUGUAUACCAUCAAGUGUAGAGAAGCUGGAGAGUGGAAAACUGCAGGUGACCUGGAAAAACAUGGAUUCUGCUAAAGAAGGAAAGGAUACUUUUGACACUGUCAUGCUUGCUGUAGGUCGUGCUCCUGAAACAAAGUAUCUGAAUUUGGAGAAAGUAGGCGUGAAUAUGAAUCCUGACACAGGAAAGAUAAUUGUUGAUGCUUUGGAAGCCACAUCUGUUCCAAACAUAUUUGCAAUCGGAGACAUUUCAGAGGGUCGUCCAGAGCUGACACCCACAGCCAUCGCAGCUGGAAAACUUUUGGCUCAACGAUUAUUUAAUAACUCUACAGAGCUAAUGGAUUAUAACAGUGUUCCUACUACAGUGUUCACCCCACUAGAAUAUGGUUGUGUAGGGCUCUCUGAGCAGGAGGCCCUAACAUCAUAUGGAGAGGAUGCUAUUGAGGUCUUCCAUGCAUUCUACAAACCUCUAGAAUUUACAGUGCCUGGAAGAGAUGCCUCUCAGUGUUAUAUUAAGAUGAUUUGUCUCAAGGGGUCAACGCAGAGAAUUCUUGGUCUACACUUUGCUGGGCCAAAUGCAGGAGAAGUCAUCCAAGGAUUUGCCCUCGGAAUCAAAUGUGGUGCCACCUACCAUCAGCUAAUGAGCACAGUGGGCAUACAUCCAACCUCUGCUGAGGAAGUGACUAAGCUGCACAUCACCAAGCGUUCAGGACUGGACCCCACAGUCACUGGCUGCUGAGGUUAACUACCAUCCCUGAGAAAAAAAGUGCCAUCUGCCUGCAUGAGAAGGAGAGAACCAUCAGCAUAAUUCCGCUACAUGUAAUCACUUUACUCUGAGCCAUGUGAUACAUGUCAGGUCCUCUGAAAUCAAAGGAAUUAUUUCUAAUUCAUCCUGAGAGGCUUCUGCCAGCAGUAAAUUACAUCUGAACCUUGGUGCACAUUUCAUACCACACUCAAAGCAUUCGUGACAUGUCUGAAGUUAAAUCAGGUGGAAAGGAGUUGAUAAGUUGGACAUCUCUGCUGACAUCUUCUAUUUCUGCAAACAUCCAGGAGGUGGAACUGCAAGACCAGGAGAUGCUGAGGCCACAGGGAGAUGUCAUUUGGCAACACAAAGGCAAACCUUUUACUAAUCGGUAAAGGAAAAUGUGGAAUUCAGCAAAAUCGUAAUCCGAGUGACUUAAGACUGCCUGUUUUGCAUAACACCUGCUGCAUGAAAGGCGCACUGUUGUCUUCAUUCAAACAGUGCUAAGUAAACAUUCUAAAUACGAAGCUAAAUGCAGGUGUCAUUUUGAAUAUUGUCUAACAGAUGUAUGAUAUACAGUAUCUCUGCUGAUUGUUUAGCCUUCUCUGCAGGCAUACAUUUUUAGGGAUGGUUGUUCUAGCAGUUUUAUAUAUUAUGUUAAAAACAGGACAAGAUACCAACAAAUGAUGGCUUGUGUAUAAACUCAAAACGAGAUAGACAAGCCUGAGAAUCAGCUGGCUUCCUUGUCUUUAGUAUGGUACUAUAUGAGUAAAAAAAAAAAUAAACAAUAUUUUACCAAGA
This is a messenger RNA of Rana temporaria (common frog), 2457 nucleotides long. It is a transcript of the gene TXNRD2, whose product is annotated as thioredoxin reductase 2. The transcript is spliced from 18 exons. Gene Ontology annotation, cellular component: cytosol; mitochondrion. Lineage: Eukaryota; Metazoa; Chordata; Amphibia; Anura; Ranidae. The coding region runs from base 112 to 1653 and encodes 513 amino acids. The record is from RefSeq and is a predicted model, not a curated record. Gene Ontology annotation, molecular function: flavin adenine dinucleotide binding; glutathione-disulfide reductase (NADPH) activity; thioredoxin-disulfide reductase (NADPH) activity. Gene Ontology annotation, biological process: glutathione metabolic process; cellular response to oxidative stress; cell redox homeostasis.